Messenger RNA from Aspergillus wentii DTO 134E9, 444 nucleotides. RefSeq lists its product as uncharacterized. The record is from RefSeq and is a predicted model, not a curated record. The coding region runs from base 1 to 444 and encodes 147 amino acids. Gene Ontology annotation, molecular function: protein-macromolecule adaptor activity. Gene Ontology annotation, biological process: proteasome regulatory particle assembly. Lineage: Eukaryota; Fungi; Ascomycota; Eurotiomycetes; Eurotiales; Aspergillaceae. The transcript has a single exon.
AUGUCUGAAGAAUCCAACCCCAUCCCUCCGUCUCUCUUCGCAGAAGCCAUCAAGGAGCUCCCCCUCUCCACCAUCUACGCCAAGGUCUCCGAACUCCGAAACUCGAUCGCCCACCUGCACCGUUCGAACGAUGAAUUGCGUACCUUUGUCACCGAGUCAUGCGACACGGAAGAUGACAAGCGAGAACUGGAAGGGUAUAUCACAGAGAACGAAGGGGUUAUCACCUCCAUGAGAGAACGGAUUACGCUUCUCAAAGCGGAAGUGGAAGGGCGGGGUCAGCAGUGGAUUGAAGUGGAGGAUAGCAACAACAACAAUAACAGUACCGAUACAAAUGCCAGCUCGGGGGAGAACCAAACACCGUCUUCCGUUGUUGUAAAUGGUGCGGAGAACCAGGGGUCAAGGGAUACAGGUGCAGAUGAGGGGCAGGAUGGUGUCUAUCUCUAA